Messenger RNA from Scedosporium apiospermum, 1761 nucleotides. RefSeq lists its product as uncharacterized. The transcript is spliced from 6 exons. Lineage: Eukaryota; Fungi; Ascomycota; Sordariomycetes; Microascales; Microascaceae. The record is from RefSeq and is a predicted model, not a curated record. The coding region runs from base 1 to 1761 and encodes 586 amino acids.
AUGGUUCGCAAAACCAGGACCAAGAGCCGCGCGGCGCAAAGGCAGCCUACUAGGCCGCUCCCAGUCACCCUCCUCUCUGGAUUCCUGGGUAGUGGGAAGACCACACUACUUCAACACAUCCUCCAGAGUGAUCAUGGCCUUCGAAUCGCGGUUAUUGUGAACGACAUUGGAGCUAUCAACGUUGACGCUUCACUCAUCAAACAGACCCAUCGACUCACCAAGACGGAAGAAAAGGUUAUUGCCCUACAGAACGGAUGUAUCUGUUGUACUCUCCGGGGUGACUUGCUCGAAGAGCUGGUCCGCCUUUCUGAAUUGCAAGAGUACGACUACAUCAUCAUCGAGAGUAGCGGUAUCAGCGAGCCUGAACAGGUCGCCGAGACUUUUGACCGCCGUCUUGCCGAGCAGAUGGAUGCGAUGGCUGACGGUGGUGCCGAACUCGAUGCUGAUAUGCUCAAGGUCCUUAAGCAACUAAAAAGAGCCGGCGGUCUCGACAAGUUUGCCCGUCUCGACACUACAGCUACUGUCAUUGACGCUUUCACAAUUUUCAAUGACUUUGACACAGACGACCUCCUCUCUUCACGCCGGGAUGACGUAACACCCGAAGACGAAAGAACCGUAUCGGACCUCAUGGUUGACCAAAUCGAAUUUGCAGACGUCAUUGUUCUGAACAAGGUUGACAUGGUUGAUAAAAAGACCAAAGCUCGCAUCAUCGAGUUGAUUACGAAGCUGAAUCACCGGGCGAAAAUUCUAGAGGCGUCGUUUGGAAAAAUCGAUGUCAAGGAGAUUGUCAACACGGGAAUGUUUGACAUGGCUCGAGCUCAGACUGGAUACGGCUGGCUUCAGGACCUUCACGCAAUGACCUUAAGAGAAGUCAAUGGCCGAAAUGUCCUUACUCCCAAACCAGAGACCGAGGAAUACAAUGUCCGCAACUUCAUCUACGCCCGGAGGCGGCCUUUCCACCCCUACCGCCUCUUCAAAUUACUGCAUGACAAGUUCAUCCUUCAACUUCAACAUCCGGAUGAUGAGGAGGAGGGCGAUGCGGAAGAAGGAGAGGACGAUGAUGAUGACGUUGACAUGAGCAUGGACGACGACGAUCAAAAACCACAAGAUACCUCGGACAAGUCAUCAUCCUCUCGAAGCCCAUCCAUCCAGUCAACAACAAUAACAGUCCCAUCACCCUCCGCUUCUCUACGGGGGUCCAAAGAUGAAGUUGACAUCGAAAUGGUUGACGAUUUGGUCCCGCCUGCCAAUGAAGUUAUCCUCGCCAACAAGAGAGCUGAUCCCCUCUUCGCUCGCCUCUUCAGAUCCAAGGGUGAAUUUUUGCUAGCAACGAGACCACACCGCGCUGGCGAAUGGUCUCAGGCCGGCGGCAUGCUGACCCUCUCCGGAGGUCGCCCUUGGUUCUGCACCUUGCCUCAAGAGGAGUACAUGACUGGAGAUCCCGAAGUCGACGCUCUUGUGCAAUAUGACAUGCGCAACGGCGGCGAGUGGGGUGAUCGUCGGCAAGAGCUAGUCUUCAUCGGUGAGGCUCUCAAUGUUAAGGGCUUGGAGAAGGCGCUUGACGAAUGCCUUCUCACGGACGAGGAGUUUGCCCGCUGGGAGAAUGCCAUGCGCUAUGACGAUAACAGCCUGAGCGACAAGCUGGAUAGAUUGGCUGAUCUGUUUGACGAUGGUUUUCCGGACUGGCCGGAUGAAGCGGAGGAGGAACACGAUCACGCCCCGGAUGAACAAUGUGUCGUACACCCAGUCGGAAGGCGGUAA